Messenger RNA from Actinia tenebrosa (Australian red waratah sea anemone), 1726 nucleotides. RefSeq lists its product as uncharacterized. NCBI's taxonomy places the organism in Eukaryota, Metazoa, Cnidaria, Anthozoa, Actiniaria, Actiniidae. The record is from RefSeq and is a predicted model, not a curated record.
AGUCCUGUUCCUUGUUUUCACACGACGUUUGACGUASUUGAUUGCUUCAUCAAUGUAAGGUCUGUUUUUGACUCAUUAACGUUCUGGAGAAGAUUCAUUACUCGUGUUCAAGGGAGAAAGAUUUUAUCGUUUUAAUAAGUAUUAAAUCAAGAAUGUAGAACUAUUUACUCAAGGAAAUAGGAGGUCUUUCACAGUUUUAAAGUACGGCUCCUGGUUCUCGGGUAGUCGCAAAAUAACACACCUAUGGAUAGGAGCAUACAGCCGAGAAGAGACRACAAUACCAUUCCUAGUCAGGAAUUUGAAAGUAUCAAGAAACGAAGGAUUGAAAGUCUUCCUCCAAUUCUACUGAAAAAGUAUUGUCCACAAAGYGAGAGUGUCUUUGAGCGCUCCGAAACCACAGUAAUCCCAACACUUCCUUACACAAAUUAUGAGAAAAAAGGAAAGAUCUCAUUCAGAGAACACAGACUGGAACGAUUCACUCGAGCGGACGARCUACCUCUUGGGCUGGCAUUUAAACUAACGAGAGAUGUCAUUAAAAUGGAAAGACGAAUAAAAGAAGAAUCUAUGAUGAAGGAAAUUAGAAAAAAGAGAAAAGACUACGAGACGCAAAAGAAUAAAGCUGUUUCUGACAGGMUCACAAGCAUGAAUCGAGGGAUUUYGGUACGUACKUCGGUAUGUACUUCGCACCGCGGCUUCUCGUAUUUCCCGCCAUUCGACAACAAACAUGACAAAGCUGCCAYACUGAAGCAUCAUGGCGACUUCGAGGCGAAAGUGAACCAGGAUCGAUUUAGCGUCAAUAAAAAGAUGGCUUUGGAUAAAAUGAGGGAAUUUGGGCUUCGGCAUAAGAUCCACGCUAGAGAAAAUAGCUGCCGAAACGACCUCGAUAACAAAGCAUAUUAUCAUCAGUAAAUGAACGGUAAAACUAGCCAAAAGUACGAUCGACAAAACACACAAAAAAGGAAACUCCUCUCUCUGUUUCUCGGUUUAAUGAAAAUCAAGUGCUAAACUUACAAUCAUCUUAUUCUGAUAUCGCUUGACUGUUGUUGAGUUUUUUAGUUAAAAGGCAUGUAAAAAAUACUUUAGAGUCGUCUCCAUGGAGAAWAAUAGUAAAGUAAAGAGGGUGGUGUGGGUUGGAAAAAACUCUUGUAACGAAGAAAAGACUGUUGGAAAGUAGGUUCUUGGAAGUAGGUUCUGUGGAAAAAACAUUUCAGAGUCGUUCCCAUGGAGAAUAAUAGUAAAGUAAAGAGGGUGGUGAGGGUUGGAAAAAACUCUUGUAACGAAGAAAAGACAGUUGGAAAGUAGCUUCUUGGAAUACAUGCACCACUAAGGGAAGUACUUUUGGUCACAAUCAAUGUGAAUACUAUGAAAUUAUAYGAUAAUGAGAGACCGCAUCUAUCUUCGAAGUAUGACUUCUCAUUUGGGUUAACAAUUAAGGCUAAUAUUAAAAAUGUGAUGUUUUUGGGUAGAUUCCAUAAGAUAUAUGCCUCUGCUGUCCUAGUAUUUAUCAURACGACCAGCAUGAAAUGAUUAUAUGGCCGCAGAAAUCAAACACAUAUCAAGUUCUUYCAACUAGAGUAAGCAAGUUCAUCACUGAAUAUUGUAUGAAAAACGUCUUCUCUCCAGCCUACCGAAAUAGCGUGAGACUGGAGACCAGAGAAGCAUUCAAUAUUGUAUAGGAUGCAUGGGAAGGAGAGAGAGAGAGAGAGAGAGAGAGAGAGAGAGAGAG